Molecule: messenger RNA, 885 nt
Organism: Lolium perenne
Lineage: Eukaryota; Viridiplantae; Streptophyta; Magnoliopsida; Poales; Poaceae
Source: RefSeq, a predicted model, not a curated record
AUGUCCAGUCCUUCGGGCAAGGCGGCGGCAGCGCCACGGCAUCGUUCUCUUCUUGAAGACGUUGUCGAGGCUUCAUGGGGAGAGGCCGAUGUGUAUUUGGAGGCUGGGCAUUGUGAUGCGCUGCUGGUGUUGGCUGCUGGCCAGGGCAUGGGGCUUCAAGGCGCUAUGUAUGACGUGGUGGAUGCAACCAAGUCAGCUGCAAUGGCCAACCUCAAGGCCAGGGCGGCCGAGGCCGCGGCUAAUGUUGCCAAGGUGGAGGAAGCCGGCAAGGUCCCGCAGUUGGAGUCGGAUCUCCGAGCCGCUCGCGCCCAGUGCGCCGAGAGCGAGGAGGCGGGCCGAUCCGCCGCCGGCAAGCUCAAGCUGGCUGAGCAGGAGUUGACGCGGCUGCGCCUGCUGGAGCAGAACCAUCUCGCCGAGCUCAACUCCCUCAGGACGGCGGAGAAGGAGAAGGUGGAUGAUCUGAGCCGGCGGCUGACGGAGGUGGAGAAGCAGCGGCUUGUGCUGCAGGAGGAGGUCACCGCUAAGUCCACGGAGCUGACGGCUACCGCCAAGCGCUGGACCGACGAGUUUAGCGCGCUUGAUCGCGGCUUGGCGGCGGCCUUCCCGGAGACGCAGGACGCGGCUUUAGCAGCCGUUGGCGUCGCGCGCGACUCCAGGAGGCGGGAGACUGGCGAGGGCAGCUCAGAGUACUUCUCCAUGGAGGACCACAUGGCGUCCAUGGCUGCCCGCAUCGAGCCCAUCACCAAACUCGGCUGGGAGCUUCGGAAGGCGGCUGAAGAGCUGGUGCCGAUGCUGUGGCCUGAAGAGGCGGUGCCGCAAGAUAUCUCCGGCCUCAUCUCCUCGAUGGAGCGGGCGCCGGACCGCUUCCUCGACUGGAAGGAAUGA